Talpa occidentalis (Iberian mole) is the source of this 6214-nucleotide messenger RNA. It is a transcript of the gene THRB, whose product is annotated as thyroid hormone receptor beta. Gene Ontology annotation, biological process: retinoic acid receptor signaling pathway; cell differentiation; positive regulation of transcription by RNA polymerase II. NCBI's taxonomy places the organism in Eukaryota, Metazoa, Chordata, Mammalia, Eulipotyphla, Talpidae. The transcript is spliced from 10 exons. Bases 216 to 1601 code for a protein of 461 amino acids. The record is from RefSeq and is a predicted model, not a curated record. Gene Ontology annotation, molecular function: zinc ion binding; RNA polymerase II cis-regulatory region sequence-specific DNA binding; nuclear receptor activity.
GCGCUGGGAAAGGAAACCUUCUGCUCCCCGGGCUCGGGGCAAGUGCCCGCAGGCUGCCUUCCCCGGCAGCGGCGCUCAACCCAGCAGGCUCGAGGGCACUGAUCUGUGGUUUCCCUCCCAUUGGCUGUCCUGCGUGGGUGCCAAGUUCCACACGUGACUGAAUGGAUCAUAAGGAGAUGUCAGUGAAAAAAAGGGUCCAGAAUGAUUACUAACCUAUGACUCCCAACAGUAUGACAGAAAAUGGCCUUCCAGCCUGGGACAAACCGAAGCACUGUCCAGACCAAGAGCACAACUGGAAGCUAGUAGGGAUGUCUGAAGCCUGUCUGCACAGGAAGAGCCAUGCGGAGAGGUGCAGCACCUUGAAAAAUGAACAGUCGUCGCCACAUCUCAUCCAGGCCACUUGGACUAGCUCGAUAUUCCAUCUGGACCAUGACGAUGUGAACGAUCAGAGCAUCCCAAGUGCCCAGACCUUCCAAACAGAAGAGAAGAAAUGUAAAGGGUACAUCCCCAGUUACUUAGACAAGGACGAGCUAUGUGUAGUGUGUGGUGACAAAGCCACAGGGUAUCACUACCGCUGCAUCACGUGUGAAGGCUGCAAGGGUUUCUUUAGAAGAACCAUUCAGAAAAAUCUCCAUCCGUCUUAUUCCUGUAAAUAUGAAGGAAAAUGUGUCAUAGACAAAGUCACACGAAAUCAGUGCCAGGAAUGUCGCUUUAAAAAAUGCAUCUAUGUUGGCAUGGCAACAGAUUUGGUACUGGAUGACAGCAAGCGGCUGGCGAAGAGGAAGCUGAUCGAGGAGAACCGAGAGAAGAGGCGGCGGGAAGAGCUGCAGAAAUCCAUCGGGCACAAACCAGAGCCCACAGAUGAGGAGUGGGAGCUCAUCAAAACUGUCACGGAAGCCCAUGUGGCCACCAAUGCCCAAGGCAGCCACUGGAAGCAGAAACGGAAAUUCCUGCCAGAAGACAUUGGACAAGCACCAAUAGUAAACGCCCCAGAGGGUGGAAAGGUCGACUUGGAAGCCUUCAGCCAUUUCACAAAAAUCAUCACACCAGCAAUUACCAGAGUGGUGGAUUUUGCCAAAAAGUUGCCUAUGUUUUGUGAGCUGCCAUGUGAAGACCAGAUAAUCCUCCUCAAAGGCUGCUGCAUGGAGAUCAUGUCCCUUCGUGCUGCUGUGCGUUAUGACCCCGAAAGUGAGACUUUAACCCUGAAUGGGGAAAUGGCAGUGACACGGGGCCAGCUGAAAAACGGGGGUCUUGGGGUCGUGUCAGACGCCAUCUUUGACCUGGGCAUGUCUCUUUCUUCUUUCAACCUCGAUGACACUGAAGUAGCUCUUCUUCAGGCUGUCCUGCUGAUGUCCUCAGACCGCCCAGGACUCGCCUGUGUUGAGAGAAUAGAGAAAUACCAAGAUAGUUUCCUGCUGGCCUUUGAACACUAUAUCAAUUACCGAAAACAUCAUGUGACACACUUUUGGCCAAAACUCCUGAUGAAGGUGACAGACCUAAGGAUGAUUGGCGCCUGCCAUGCCAGCCGCUUCCUGCACAUGAAGGUGGAAUGCCCCACGGAACUCUUCCCCCCAUUGUUCUUGGAAGUGUUCGAAGAUUAGACAGACUGAAUUCAUUCCCAUAAUUCCUAUAGCACUGUUGGGUGUCAUUUCAUUCCAUUGCCUAGAGCUCUCUUUUGUUUGUUCUUUCAUUUCUUUGUGUUGGGAGGGAUUGUCUGGGGGUACAGGGAGGUAGUCCUUGGCAUAGACACGGAUGAAACCAUCCCUUGAAUUCGGGUACUUGUAACUAUUGUAUUUUGUUCUCCCGUCCUUUGAUGUGAAUACUUGGAAGGUUUUACAGUGGUGGAGGUGGGGUGGGGACAAUUAUUAAUUCACCAGCACCAAGUCAUCACCAGCUCCCAUCUGUCCCGGGUCAGAGACUCAAGAAAGCAAAAUGGCACAGCAGAAGACUAAAGAAGCCUUAAUACUGAGAUAAUAUAGUCAUCUUGACCCAAUCCUGAGUUUUGCAGAGCUAAAUGUGGCUCUCCGCUUUCUAGGGAAAAGUUUGAAUGAAUUUCUACCUACCCAUGCAAAAGCAUGCUGUUUUCACACUCUUCAUUCUCUCCCAGGAGCAUAACUUGGAAUGUACAGAGAUAUUUAUUCCUGAAAAAGAAGAUGUCCUUUCACUGUAAUUUUUAUAAUCCUAUGAUUUAAUUCAAGUUACUCAAGGGUGUAGACAGGUAUUUGAGUGAGGCCAAGAAGGAAAACCAUUUUCUUCUGCAAGCCCAAAGAAAUUAGACAUCUUCACCAAUGUCAUUGAUGCAACAGUUUCCCAAAAUUCACAUAAUAUUACCUCAUCGUAGGAAGCCUUCUUCACAAUUUUGACUCAGAAAAUUUCCACAGAAAUCAAACCCACUGCAGAGUAUUGUCACUUUUCAAAGACAUCAGAUCCACCACAUCCCAAACUCCUGAAGUUACGUGUUCUGAUGACAUCUUUGCUGAGCUGACAACAGAAUUCACUGUGGUCCAAAUCUUCUAAGAGAGAGAAGAAGGCAAAAUUUUGGUCUUGUUCUGGAGGAGAGAUGAGUACAGUUGCAUUCUGAGCUGCAGGAAAUGCAGUGUUCCAAGAGUCCCCUUCACAAAUGGAUGUUUUGGGGAUGCUUCCUUCUCAUCUUAGGUCCUCAAGCUUUUUGCUCUACUGGAAAACAUUUCCUCUCCCCUUUUCCCAUGGACCCUGGGGCUUGACUAUCACUAAGCUAAGUCUGGUCUGGUCACUGACCCUCUCUCUUCCUCUUAUAGCUUUUCCCUGACAGAUAUCCAACGGAAGACACUGGCAGACCAUGAAUACAACCCUUCCCUCUCCUUGCCUGCCCUGCCUCCCCAUGACAAAUGCUGGAGUCGCUUGUGCCCAGAAAACAAAUCGUAAUUCCUCAUCACUUCAGCGUCAGAAAAUGGGCAAAGAAUGUACCCAGGCAACUGAAUGUAUCUUGUUCUUCACUGGCGUAGUAGACAUGAGCUAUCCCAUUGCCUGCCUUUUACUGCCUUACCCUGGAAAUAUUGGGGGAAAAUAAGCCAUAUCAGUUUGAUUGACCUGAAAGCAAAGAAAUGAAAUUCACUGUGAAAACCAAGUGGGCUAAUUUUUUAAGUUUGGUGGGGCCUAACAGACCCAGACAUCAGGGUACCUGAAUUUUAGUUGGUGCACUGUCAAGUGAUAGAUCUACGACCUUGGAUCUUGGUUUUCUCAUGUAGUGAAUACAUAAUGAAAUAUGAAACCCAUCCAACCUUUAAUAUGUAUGAAUUUCACGGGAAAGAAUCUGGUUCUUUGGACGGUUUCUUUCGUAUUCAAAUUUCUCUCUGUAUUAGACAACAAUUAUGGCCCUCUUUGUAGGCAAGGAAAGAUAUUUCGUUCAAAAUAAGAAUCUAGUCAGCUAUUUAGAAGACAGGAUGGCCUUGGGAAAAGGAGAGGAACAGCUUUGAGAAUCUCAAGUUUGACAGGAAAUAACCUAUGAGUAAAAUCACAUGUCUGAUGCUCUGAAGUAACUGCACUGCCUUCUGGGGAGAAGGAAACAACAUCAUCACUGUGGAACUUGCCAGCCAGAGAAAAGAAGUAGGUGAAGAGAGGAAAAUUAUAAGCACGAAAUUCAUGAACCUAUUGCCUGCUUUGACUUUAUCUGCAAACAGAUUUUGUUUCUCUUUUUUGGUGGAGAUGGGGGUUGUUUUCUGGACAGUCUCUGCUACUCCUUGUUUUGUUAACAUCUUGGCUUCCUCUGUUGAGUCUCCUUAGAUAACUUCUCUGAAACAAAUAGCUUAAUUGCCACCAGCACUCCAGAGUUACUCUGAGAAGCUUUGUGUGGGGGGGGUAAAUUUUCUUCAGAAUAGAAUGAGAGGAAGGCAAUGGGCAGGGUACAGGAAGGGUUCAGAGUCUCCUGGCACACUAGGCCUUCCAGGGAAAGUUUCCUCAAUUUAUUUGGUGGAGAUUCCUCAGUAUAUGAGACACCCCCAGAUUCCAAUGUAUGCACACACCUAUCUAAAGCCGAUUAAGAAUGCUUUGGGGAUUAACCGUUACUGGGUAUUGGCCAAAUGGUACAGUAUGUCUACAGCAAUCCAGCUGACCCCAUGUAAAUUUCUACUUGAUCCUCAGUUUCUUGAAGGAUUCCCUUAAACAGGCAAAACAAUGACCUGAAAGGAAGGCUGACUAUAUAGAGGAAAAUAAGCCUUAAAAUACUUCAGGUUGAAACGAAAGGUUAUAAGGACUCAAUGGAUCAUAACCCAGUGGUCAAUGCGACCAGCUCAUUCCUUUUGUAACUGAUUGAGGUAUUAGUGCAUCUUAAGACUACAUCUCAUAAAACUCAUAAGGAGGAAUUUGCUCUUUUUUUUUUUUUUUGACUUUUUUUUCUUAUAUUGUCCGGACUUUCAAAUCAAGUGUGGACCUGAUUGAAAGCCCCCACGGGGGAUGGGGGGGUGAUAUCCCAGUAGAGGUGCAUACACCCAUCCAACUGGGAUUCUAUUUAUAUAUGACUUAACUUUUAAGGGAUGAGUGGUGUGUGUGUGUGUGUGUGUGUGUGUGUGUGUGUGUGUGUGUGUGAGUGUAUGUUCGUAACCCUCAAGUGUACUUUGCUCUUCAAUAUAGAUGUGCAGUAUUUCCAGAAAUAGUGAAAAAAAGUAAGAUCCUUUCUUCUUUAUGAAUCUGCUCAAAAUACCACGUGCUGCCUCAGAGCUUUCUCUAGUCAAACGAGCCUCGGUCCUCAAUGAUGCGCUUGCUGUGUUGAAGCCUCAGCCCAGUGAAAACCCAACCUGUGCCCCAGUGACACCUCGUCCAUCUGCAGCGCGGUCAGCAGGGUGGACCGCCAGGCCCGGCUCUGCUCCAACAAGGUCAUUCUCAUUGCUCUUCCGUGAACAGGUGUGCAAGCCUUGGCCCCUCCUCAACACCGAGCCCCCACCCCACACACACAGACUCAGCCUCCACGGAACUGCUGAGCACCCUCAGCGCAUGUCAUUCAUUGUCAGUGAUACAUUUUUAUUCUAUGGAACUCUAACCUAUUCGUGUCAUAUUGACCUUUUGCUGCAUGAGUAAUAAAUUAUAAAUCAGUCUUAUGGUUUUUGAAAUGUAGCCAGCAUUUGUAAGGCUAAACCUUUUUCAUAAACUGAAUUUAAGUGAAUAACCAAGCCACAGUUCCUCUUCAAAAGGAGAGUGCUUAAAGACCUUGGAAUCUCUUUGCCCUUUCCAAAGGCUAUGGCAUCAGGUUCUAAAAUAAGCUCGUAAUUUUCCUGUUAUUUUAAUAAUAUGGAAAUACUAGCCUAGUGUUUCUUUUGAUAGUGAUAGACUAUAAUCCAUAUUUAAAUUUUAUAGAGAAAAAAUUUUAUUGUACUGUGAUGUAGAUAUUUAUUAUCCAGGUAAGGAUUUGCCCGGUGUGUAUUUUUUACAAUUGAAACAUUUUACCUUAAUCUUUAAAAAAAAAAAAAGUUAAAAACACACACACAAAAAAAAAAAAACCCACAAACUCGGGGGAAAAAAGGUUUGGCCUUAUCACAGAAUUUUUACUGUGCUGUAUAAAUGUUUGCAAAUGCAAAAAGUGUGCAUUUCUAGUGUGUCUCCACAUUAAUUAAUGCCGCCUUCAAGAGCAAUAUCAUGUAGGCAACACGCUGUUUGUGGCUUUCUGUUGCACAGUUAAAGCUGACCCAUUUUAUGCACAAGACAAUCAAAUAUAAAUCUGUCCUUCUCAGGAUGCAGAUAAUACUCAUGUAAAUUACGGAGCACAGUGUAAGACAAAAGAAGACUUUAUUUAAUUACACAUGUAUUGUUGAUACAGAAGAUAUCAGGGCAUGAAUGAGCUGAUAUUAUGCCACUUCUUUCUUUUGGUUCUUCCUAAUUAACCUGAUAUUUUUCAUUUAAUUUUUAGAGCCAAAUUAAUUCUCCAUCUUUCUUCAGAAAAAACACUACCCCCCCACACACACACAUACAUACAUACACAAUGUCUUCAUGCCCUGAAAAUCAGAAAAAUACUCAACAGGAAACGAUUUACAGUCAUUGGAAGAUUUGUGUUUUGCAAACAGUGUUAAGUGAUAUUGCUAGAUUGGUAAUAUUUUUUUCAGCCUAAAACUGUUGAAAUCUGUGAUCAAUCUGUUUUAAACUAUCCAAAAAGGAAAUUUGUAUAUUUGGAAAAAUGGAUUUUUACAUAGCUUUUGUAUGCAGAUAUUAAAUUGUAAUUAUGAAUAUAGUGGGCGUAGAUAAACUC